AUGGCGAAAGUUUUCCACUUACCCACGACGAGCGAUGGUAGGAGGGAUAGGUGUCCUCUAAGUGAACAGCUCUACCUGCAGCCGUUGAGCUGGAACUCUCCGAAGAGCAAGACUCCUGGCAGAUGGGUGACGAUUCAUUCUUUGGUGACGAGAAAGCGCCAUUCUAUUGCGAAGCUGAGUUUUACAGCAGCAUCGAUUCUUCAUUAUGUUUAUGCAGCGAAUAUAAAUUCCUCUCGGUCCGCCACGAAGUUCAGCACGCCCUUAUCGUGGGUGUCAAUAUUUGUGUCCUUUAAAUAUCGAUGCUGUGACUUACAGCAAAGCGAUCGAUUCAUCACUGAUCGUAGCGACAUGGACUUCAACGAUGCAAAUUACAUGCUCGCUGGUGUUGAGGAGAAUGCGGUGGAAAAUGGUAAUGUUCAUUCGCCGUCCAAGGUGAGGUCGGAAGUGCUACUAUUUACUCUUUCAUCGCUACAACUUGAUUCAACUUGGAAAGGUCUGCAAAGUCCACCAGAAAUUCCUCCACAUCCUCUCUAUUCCCUCGAAAUACUUUCUGGAAAACUUGGCCAAAAUUCUUAUUCUGUGAUGAUGUACCGCAAUUUUGCGUUGAACACAGCGCCUGAUCAUGCCAAUCUCCGAGCUCAAUUUCGGCACAUUCCUCAAACAGCUGAAAGGACACUCGACGCUCCAAACCUUCUUGACGACAAUUACCUGAACCUGCCGGACUGGAGUGCUACUAAUGUACUCGCCAUUGCCCUUGCAAAUAUGGUGUACCUUUGGGAUGCUACCACAAGUUCCAUUGCGGAGCUCUUGACUGCUGAUGAAGAUGGACCUGUCACGACUUUAGAGGGAUUUCCGGACUCGCUUAGUAGAGCAUGCAUGUCGCAGGGGUUCAUGUCCAUGCAAUCAUCCGUAAUGCCUCUGGCUGAAGAAGCAGCAGAAGCAGCAGCAGUUAGGGCAGGGCAGGCCCAGGCUGGGUAG
Molecule: messenger RNA, 978 nt
Organism: Physcomitrium patens
Lineage: Eukaryota; Viridiplantae; Streptophyta; Bryopsida; Funariales; Funariaceae
Source: RefSeq, a predicted model, not a curated record